Molecule: messenger RNA, 772 nt
Organism: Brassicogethes aeneus
Lineage: Eukaryota; Metazoa; Arthropoda; Insecta; Coleoptera; Nitidulidae
Source: the annotation of a GenBank genome assembly
CUUUUCGUCAUAUUAAUAAAUGUGGUUAUGUUAAUUUUAAACGGUUUAUAUAACAUUACAAAUAAAAGAAACAAUGUCUUUGGGGCCUUUGCACGUUGUAAAACAAAGCAACAAGCUUUGUUCGGGUGCUGUAAUCUUUCUACAUGGCUCGGGUGAUACAGGACAGGGGGUGUUAAAUUGGGUAAAAUUUUUGGUUGGUGAUAAUUUUUCGUUGCCGCAUGUUAAGUUUUUGUUUCCUACAGCCCCUUUAAGGCCUUAUACACCUUUACGAGGAGAGUUGAGUCAUGUAUGGUUUGAUCGAUUAGACAUCACUCCAGAAGUGCCUGAACACGAAGAAACCUUAAAUUCUGUGGGAGGAGAAAUAAAUAAAAUAAUUGAAGAUGUGGUGAAAAGUGGUGUCCCCCUCGAUAGAAUUAUUGUGGGUGGUUUUUCUAUGGGUGGGGCUUUAGCUUUACAUACAGGGUACAGAUAUACCCCUGGUCUACCAGGUGUGUUUACUUUAUCAUCAUUUUUAAACAAAAAUUCUUUGGUGUACAAAGAAUUAAAAAGUAAAGAAACAAAAUUGUUUAUGUGUCAUGGAGAUAGAGAUACUUUAGUACCUAUCGAGUGGGGAAUAGAGACAUAUAAAGAAUUAGAUAAAUUAGGCAUUGAUGUUAAUUUUAAUAGGUUUAAAAACACAAUGCACGAAUUAAAGAAAAGGGAGAUUUUAGAUUUGUUCGAGUGGAUACAAACAAUAAUUCCGCCGCUGCCUAAUGAUAAUUAAGAAUAAAAC